AUGGGUUUUUUCGACCAUCUCCAGCAGAGGGGAAGCAUAGCUAUCCAACCCAAACAGACCCAGAUUCGAAAAGUCGAAACGACAACAAAAUCCUCCCCUCUCCGAACUUCGUCCGCCGCAUCAGAUCGACCAACGUCGAAGUCGACCUCUCAGCCUAAUCCUCGCCGCCAUCCCGAUCGUGCGCUCCCAGCCAGCAUUAAGCUCCCGCCGAAUUCCGUCCGCGCAACUUCUGUCGCUAGUGAUCCCACCCCAUCCCGCCGCCAAGAUUCCACAUCUCGUUUGAGCACAAAAUCGAGAGGCCGAAAGAGACCACUGCCUAUACAGAAGCUGUUGACCAGCAGUGACGAGAGCGAUGACGAUGACGUUUCUUCGUUUGAGAUUCGCAAGCGGGCUAAAUUCAGUAUCAGUGCGGAGCCGGAUCUGCAACGUCGGAUUCGGUCGACGGUUGCGUUUUCGGAAGAUGGGAAGAAGGAGAUGAUUGAAUUCCGUGCCUUUGAUGGUGACACCGUCACUGAGGCAGUAGCUUCAGCAGCAGGGCCUGUUACGAUUCGAUUGCAAUAUCCUGGCACAUCUCAGGGUGAAGAAUACCAACUCGUCGUACCCCGAGGAAAAGACGGGUUUAAACCCUUGGACGACAUAGUCCAUGUAGUCGACAUCGUAUCACAAAACUACAUAGCAGAAGAAUAUAUCCAUCUUUUCACCAACGAGACCACGGGCAUCAACCGCCGCUUCAGGCGAGCCUUAGCCCAUGCCUCCGAAACAGAGUUCAAAGAAGCAAUCGACGAGUACAACGAAACCAUCAACUUCCUCCGAACCAACGGCUCCAUCGCCAAACACCUCGAUAAAACCCAUACAAUACCCCUCCCCCUAGUCGAACGAAUCCUGACCCAAACCUACGCCCGCACGGUCUCCCCCCGCGUAGAAUCCCUCCGCCAAUACGAGAACGGCACAGAUAACGUCUACGGCGAACUCCUACCCCGCUUCAUCUCCGACAUCUUCAAGCAGACCAAGCUAAAGUCCAGCCAGGUAUUUGUCGACCUAGGUUCCGGGGUUGGUAACGUCGUAUUACAAGCCGCGUUGGAAAUUGGCUGUGAGAGCUGGGGGUGUGAAGUUAUGCAGAAUGCCUGCGACGUGGCGGAGAUGCAGGCGCGGGAAUUUGAAGCGCGCUGUCGGCUCUGGGGUCUUGCUGUUGGCGCCGUCCGGCUGAUCCGCGGCUCUUUCCUGACGCAGGAAAGCAUCAUCGAGACCCUGCAUAGAACUGAUGUGGUGCUUAUCAAUAACCAGGCUUUCACGCCGCAGCUGAAUAACGAGAUCAUCAAUCACUUUCUCUACAUGAAGGAGGGCUGUCAGAUUGUGUCGUUGAAGUCGUUUGUUCCUGCGGGCCAUCGGAUUCAGGCGCGCAAUUUGAAUUCGCCGAUUAAUCUGUUGUCGGUUCAGCAGAAGAAUUACUGGUCGGAUAGUGUUAGUUGGACGAAUGCAGGGGGUACGUAUUUUAUUGCGACCAAAGAUAGUUCGAGGCUUAAGGCAUUUGUGGAGAAUCAUUGA
Molecule: messenger RNA, 1545 nt
Organism: Paracoccidioides lutzii Pb01
Product: histone-lysine N-methyltransferase
Exons: 3
Coding region: 1-1545 (514 amino acids)
Biological process (GO): DNA damage checkpoint signaling; regulation of transcription regulatory region DNA binding; DNA repair
Cellular component (GO): nucleus; nucleosome
Molecular function (GO): histone H3K79 methyltransferase activity; histone binding
Source: RefSeq, a predicted model, not a curated record